This is a messenger RNA of Pseudomyrmex gracilis, 743 nucleotides long. RefSeq lists its product as uncharacterized. Lineage: Eukaryota; Metazoa; Arthropoda; Insecta; Hymenoptera; Formicidae. The record is from RefSeq and is a predicted model, not a curated record. The transcript has 2 exons. Bases 82 to 549 code for a protein of 155 amino acids.
UUUGAAUAACCUUAACCAUGUAUGACAAGAUGUAACUCGUACAUCUAACAUUAAAAAUUGUAAUUAUUACAAAAAAAAUCAAUGGAUCAGCCCGUGUGUCCUGUAGACUCGUCGUAUCACGAAGUGGACCAUGAGAUUGACAAUAACAUUUUAUCCAUUAAAGUACCUAGAGACAAACGUUCUGUUCAACGUGAGGAAGAAAACGGGAAAGCUAUCAAACCUACUUCCGUUAUUGAUACUACUUGCUUGAAUAAGUACGGUAAAAAAUGUGAGAAAAGUUGUACAAGAGUCAAAGUCGUGCACGAUCGAAAGUCACUUCGAAAAACAUCGGAGGAAGAACUGCUGUUACUGAGAUCAAUUAGGCAAAUCACCCCGAGCGACGAUAUAAAAUACAGUCUUGAAGUUGAAUUAAAGUCGCCGCGAAAUUACACACCGUUGCCGAAACUCGGACCACCCCCGCCUAUAAUUAUACCGAAAGAACCUGUUGUUACAAAAAACCAACAUCUUGAUAAUCACGGGGCAAGAGAAAAUGAAAAAGCAGAGAAAUAAAGAUAAAUCUCAAAUUAAAAACUUCUCCAACGCUCUGAGAAAUGUUUUACGAUGAACUUCUCAAAAAUUUGCCACUGGUAAUAACCUUUUCAAACUAAAAGGUUUAAUUUCGUACGUAAAAAAAGUUGAGAGAGACGAAGGAGAAAAAACUCAUAUUCAUUAACACAAUGUAUUAAAAUUGCACAAAUACGAGA